AUGAGUCCUGUCGCUACCGGCUCCAGCACUCAGCCUGGGCCGACGAGUCAACCCCACUCAGCGUCGCCACUGGCCACGCUCGAAAACGAAGCACGAGAUAGUACGCAGCGUCAGCAAAGCCCUGCUCAGAACGCUUCGACCCCGGAGCAACUGUCCUUGGAUAUUGCUUUCUACGAUCUCCAGGCCCGUCAGCCGGACUCUCAUGAACCAAUAUUCGUCGCGGAGAGAUCCGAGGUUCAUCAUUUGGAUGCGCCCUUCCCUUGUGCGAUCGACGGCUGCAUGACCUAUAUCGCGCCGAAGAAUCAAGAUAUCAAGGACCACCUUGCAUAUGCCCACUCAAUACGAGAUCCCGUCCGAUGUCCCUGGCCAGACCAUCUGUGCAAGGACAAACACGACCUGAAGGAUGCGCGUACCGUGUGCCGUCACAUCAGAGAACGGCACGGGUGGAAGUUCACUUGGCGAUGCCCCUGGUGUAGGAAGGACUAUCCGCCGGGUAUGAGGAGGGACAGCGCACGUAGACUAAACAAGGAUUGCUUCGAUAAAGAGCAGGCCAAGCGUCAAGUCCAGCUGGUCAUCGCGGAGGUGACGAAGCUCAUUGAGGAGCGACCAGAACUAGCAGAAGAUCUGCUCGCGUCGUGCCCGUCAGUCUUCGAAGGCCUGAAUGCACCCCAGGAGUAG
Molecule: messenger RNA, 678 nt
Organism: Rhodofomes roseus
Lineage: Eukaryota; Fungi; Basidiomycota; Agaricomycetes; Polyporales; Fomitopsidaceae
Exons: 2
Coding region: 1-678 (225 amino acids)
Source: RefSeq, a predicted model, not a curated record